Messenger RNA from Odobenus rosmarus divergens (Pacific walrus), 1401 nucleotides. It is a transcript of the gene JMJD7, whose product is annotated as jumonji domain containing 7. The record is from RefSeq and is a predicted model, not a curated record. The transcript has 8 exons. Gene Ontology annotation, molecular function: 2-oxoglutarate-dependent dioxygenase activity. Lineage: Eukaryota; Metazoa; Chordata; Mammalia; Carnivora; Odobenidae. The coding region runs from base 44 to 994 and encodes 316 amino acids.
GUCUUUAAGGGCGGACGCGUGGCCUAGCAGCGGCGGCUGCGUCAUGGCGGAGGCGGCUAUGGACGCGGUGCGGAGGGAGUUACGAGAAUUCCCGGCCGCCGCAAGGGAGCUCUGUGUGCCUCUUGCUGUGCCCUACCUGGACGAGCCCCCCACUCCACUCCACUUCUACCGAGACUGGGUCUGCCCCAAUAGGCCCUGCAUCAUCCGUAACGCCCUGCAGCACUGGCCAGCUCUGCGGAAGUGGUCCCUCCCCUAUCUCAGAGCCACAGUGGGCUCCACAGAGGUGAGCGUGGCCGUGACCCCAGAUGGUUACGCGGAUGCUGUACGAGGGAACCGCUUUGUGAUGCCUGCUGAGCGCCGCCUGCCCCUGAGCUUCGUGCUGGAUGUGCUAGAGGGCCAGGCCCAGCACCCAGGAGUCCUCUACGUGCAGAAGCAGUGCUCCAACCUGCCCACUGAGCUGCCCCAGCUGCUGCCUGAUCUAGAGUCCCAUGUGCCCUGGGCCUCCGAGGCACUGGGAAAGAUGCCUGAUGCUGUGAACUUCUGGCUGGGGGAGGCGUCUGCAGUGACAUCUUUACACAAGGACCACUAUGAGAACCUCUACUGUGUGGUCUCAGGGGAGAAACGCUUCCUGCUACACCCACCCAGCGACCGGCCCUUCAUCCCCUAUGAGCUGUACACACCAGCAACCUACCAGCUAACUGAAGAGGGCUCCUUUGAGAUGGUGGAUGAAGAGGCCACGGAGAAGGUACCCUGGAUCCCACUGGACCCACUGGCUCCAGAUCUGGCCCGGUACCCCAGUUACAGUCAGGCCCGGGCCCUUUGCUGCACGGUGCAGGCCGGUGAGAUGCUCUACCUGCCAGCCCUGUGGUUCCACCAUGUCCAGCAGUCCCAUGGCUGCAUUGCUGUGAACUACUGGUAUGACAUGGAGUAUGACCUUAAGUACAGUUACUUCCAGCUGCUUGACUCCCUUACUAAGGCCUCGGGCCUCGACUGAUGGAGCCCUGGUGAACAUUGCCACGACACCUGGUGGGAAAGGUCAUGCCCUCUCCGGCCAGGUCACUUUCAGAGUGGCUGGCUGCCGACCCGGCUCGGCUUGGCUUGGGGUCAGCGUUGGAGAAUUUGGGGAGGUGAUCUGGAGGCCCAGGAGGUGCCAGACAGGUCUGGGUGUGGGCUCCCAGGAAGUUCCCACACAGGUGAGGCAGCAGCCUGUCCCGGAGGAGGCGUGGGGCUUCAGGUGCGGCGCCGCCUCUCACUGCCACCACGGCCUUGGGCACCUUAGCACCUUGGAGCGCUGGUGUCCUGCCUGGGAACUAGAGAAGCUGGUGUUUCCUACCCCACGGCGUGUUGUGAGCCCCGGAGAGAGAGCCUUAAGGACCAGAAGGGCUGGCAUGGAAGGAAAUG